CAAUGGCGAGAUGGAAAGCUGUCAGAACUGAAUGCUGUCAAUGUGACGGCUGCCUUGAUCGCCGCUGUGGUCAGCGCAGCCUUCUCGUGGCCCACCAUCUCCGAGAGUCCUUGGACAGCCAGAGCGGUGUUAUAUGCCUCCUUGAUCUUGUCACUCUCAACAGUGGCCUCUGCAUCUCAGCAGAGUAUAGCUCUGUACCGAUACGGCGCACAUCCCCAAGGCCUUGAGAUGCUGCAAGAGAUGCUGGCAAGCAAAAAAAGGGACAGACCAGCUAGUACAGCGAGCAAGCUACAGACUUACGUUUGGCAGAUGCCAGUCAUGCUACUCAACAUCAGUAUAUCACUGCUCAUAGUUGGCCUGUUCAUUCUGAUCUGGGAUCGUGCCGCACAGGUAGUCGAUUGGACUGAUGACAUGAAGAUUGCUUUGGUGACAAGCAUAGUGGGCAUUUUCGCUUUAGUCAACUACGUGGUGGGCGCUGUGGCCUUGUAC
Molecule: messenger RNA, 489 nt
Organism: Macroventuria anomochaeta
Lineage: Eukaryota; Fungi; Ascomycota; Dothideomycetes; Pleosporales; Didymellaceae
Exons: 3
Source: RefSeq, a predicted model, not a curated record